ACCUCGGAUUUUAAUCUCCUUGCAUGAGGCAAGUCGAGCAGCUUGGGGGUGGGGUCGUGGGUGCGAGUGGAAAGGCUUAGACCUCUUGAGAAAGAGACACGAAGACUUUGUUGGGAGACUGGAGGGCUCGUCUUCAAAGCCUUGGUCAAACAAUCUCCCGCCCAAUCGUCCUAACCUAACCCUAGCCUUGCUUGCAGAAGAAGCACCUAGGAACUGUGCUGGCGGCAGCAGUCACCAACAGCAGCAGCAGCAAUAGCAGCAGCAUCGGGUGAGGGCAGCAGACGUCUGAGCGUGCUCAACGUCCCCCUCCUCUCCUCUCCCUCCCUCACGGGAGAAGACAGCAGUAUGAAUUGGAACUCUACAUAGAGAGAGACAGACAGAGAGGGAAGGAGAGGAGGAGGAGGUGGGGAAACAGCUGAAGGGACUGAGCAGAAGGCGGAGGAGGAGAAAGAAGAGGAGGAGGAGAGCUGCUAUUUGAUUGCGUCUCCCUCCCUCUCCCGGGCUGAGCUGCUUGUCGCUGAUGCUCUAGGUUCGCUGAGAAUUUGCAGCAGGGAGUGCUACCGGGAAACCUGAUACAAUAAGGCUUCCUUUCCUUCGGUUCCCCUGCUUCCACCCAUCCAUCUACCCAGAGAUCACCCUAUCCUCUCUGAGGGAGAAGAAGAACCAGAAGGGAAAAGAUAAGAUUCCUAAGGUGCUUUUUCUUUUCGAGUUCCUCGCCUGACAAAGAAAUCGAUCCUAUUCCAAUGGCUCUUAUUAUGGAACCAGUGAGCAAAUGGUCGCCGAGUCAAGUGGUGGACUGGAUGAAAGGCCUGGAUGAUUGUCUUCAGCAGUACAUUAAGAAUUUUGAGAGAGAAAAGAUCAGUGGUGACCAGCUGCUUCGAAUUACCCACCAAGAACUAGAAGAUUUGGGAGUCACUCGCAUUGGCCAUCAAGAACUUAUAUUGGAAGCAGUUGAUCUACUAUGUGCACUGAACUAUGGCCUGGAAACUGAAAACCUCAAAACCCUUUCUCACAAGUUAAAUGCAUCUGCCAAAAAUCUGCAGAAUUUUAUAAUUGGAAGGAGGAGGAGUGGCCACUACGAUGGGAGGACUAGCCGGAAAUUGCCCAAUGACUUCCUGACUUCAGUUGUGGAUCUGAUUGGAGCAGCUAAAAGUCUGCUAGCAUGGUUGGACAGGUCUCCUUUUGCUGCUGUGACUGACUACUCACUCACCAGGAAUAGUGUCAUCCAGCUCUGCCUGGAGCUAACAACAAUUGUCCAGCAGGACUGCACAGUAUAUGAAACAGAGAAUAAAAUUCUCCAUGUGUGUAAAACUCUUUCUGGAGUCUGUGACCACAUUAUCUCCCUUUCAUCUGAUCCCCUGGUUUCACAGUCUGCCCACUUGGAAGUAAUCCAGCUAGCAAACAUCAAGCCAAGUGAAGGGCUGGGCAUGUACAUUAAAUCAACAUAUGAUGGCCUCCAUGUAAUUACUGGAACCACUGAAAAUUCACCUGCAGAUCGAUGCAAGAAAAUCCAUGCUGGUGAUGAAGUGAUUCAAGUCAAUCACCAAACUGUGGUGGGGUGGCAGUUGAAAAAUUUGGUGAAUGCUCUACGAGAGGACCCGAGUGGUGUUAUCUUAACUUUGAAAAAGCGACCUCAGAGCAUGCUUACCUCAGCACCAGCUUUACUGAAAAAUAUGAGAUGGAAGCCCCUUGCUCUGCAGCCUCUUAUACCUAGAAGUCCCACAAGCAGUGUUGCCACGCCUUCCAGCACCAUCAGCACACCCACUAAAAGAGACAGCUCUGCUCUUCAAGACCUCUACAUACCCCCUCCUCCAGCAGAACCCUACAUCCCCAGUUUUUCUACUCUCCUUGAAUCAAUUUAUGAUGAGCCAUCUCAAGUUGGAAACCACCUUGGUUCAUGGUCUUCCUUCUUAUUAGACAGGGAUGAAAAAGGAAACCUUCCCUGUGAUGAUCUCAGUAGGCACCUAGUGGGCAAGCCAGUGCAUAAGGGGUCCGAAUCUCCAAAUUCAUUUCUUGACCAGGAAUAUCGGAAGAGAUUUAAUGUGGUGGAAGAAGAUGCAGUUUUAUAUUGCUAUGAAUAUGAUAAAGGAAGAUCAAGUAGUCAAGGAAGAAGAGAAAGUACUCCAACUUAUGGCAAGCUACGGCCUAUAUCUAUGCCAGUGGAAUAUAAUUGGGUGGGGGAGUAUGAAGAUCCCAGUAAAAUGAAGAGAGAUAGUAGAAGAGAAAAUUCCCUACUUCGGUAUAUGAGCAAUGAAAAAAUUGCUCAAGAAGAAUACAUGUACCAGAGAAAUAGCAAGAAAGAUACAGGGAAAAAAUCAAAAAAGAAGGGAGAUAAGAGUAAUAGUCCAACUCACUAUUCCUUGCUACCUAGUUUACAAAUGGAAGCAUUAAGACAGGACGUCAUGGGCACACCUGUGCCAGAGGCCACCUUGUAUCACACAUUUCAACAGUCUUCUCUGCAACAUAAAUCAAAGAAGAAAAACAAAGGUCCAAUUGCAGGCAAGAGCAAACGACGAAUUUCUUGUAAAGAUCUUGGUCGUGGUGAUUGUGAAGGCUGGCUUUGGAAAAAGAAAGAUGCCAAGAGCUAUUUUUCACAGAAAUGGAAGAAAUAUUGGUUUGUUUUAAAGGAUACGUCCCUGUAUUGGUAUAUUAAUGAAGAAGAUGAAAAAGCAGAAGGAUUCAUCAGUUUGCCUGAAUUUAAAAUUGAUAGAGCCAGUGAAUGUCGCAAGAAAUAUGCAUUCAAAGCUUGUCAUCCUAAAAUUAAAAGUUUUUACUUUGCUGCUGAACAUCUGGAUGAUAUGAACAGAUGGCUAAAUAGACUUAACAUGCUAGCUGCUGGAUAUGCAGAAAGAGAAAGGAUCAAGCAAGAACAAGAAUUCUGGAAGUCUGGAACUUCCAGCCCACACCGGCAGAUUUGCCCUUUUUCAUUUGAUUACUGGAGUGAAAGUGACAAGGAAGAAGCGGAUACUCCCUCGACACCCAAACAAGACAGUCCCCCACCCCCCUAUGAUACAUAUCCAAGACCUCCUUCAAUGAGCUGUGCCAGUCCAUAUGUGGAACCCAAACACAGUCGGCUCUCCUCUACAGAGACCUCUCAGUCACAGUCCUCUCAUGAAGAAUUCCGCCAAGAAGUGGUUGGGAGCAGCGCAGCCUCCCCUAUCCGCAAGACAGCCAGCCAGCGAAGGUCCUGGCAGGAUUUAAUUGAGACUCCCCUGACCAGCUCAGGAUUGCACUACCUUCAGACUCUACCCCUGGAGGACUCAGUAUUCUCUGACUCGGCCGUCAUCUCCCCAGAGCACAGGCGGCAGUCUACUCUUCCAACUCAAAAAUGCCAUCUGCAGGAUCACUAUGGGCCAUAUCCCUUGGAGGGAGAGCGAAUGCAGGUAUUGAAUGGAAAUGGGGGCAAGCCUCGCAGUUUUACUCUUCCCCGGGAUAGCGGAUUCAGUCACUGCUGCCUGAAUGCACCCAUUAACGUAUGUGACCAACCUGAGGAUGCACAGCAGACAGAGGUAGAGGAGGAUGAAGAAGAGGAGGAUGAAGAGGUGGAAGCUGCAGGAGAAAACAUAGGGGACAAAAAUGAAAUAGGAGAAGAAAACCUAGCAGACUCAUUGCAAGAUUUAUACAAGGCGUUGGAGAGAGCCAGCUUGUCACCUCUGGGGGAACACCGAAUUUCAACCAAGUUGGAAUACAAGAAAUCUUUCAUAAAAAGGUGUAGUGAUCCAAUAGUGAAUGAAAAACUGCAUAGGCUGCGAAUUCUAAAAAGCACUUUAAAGGCUAGAGAAGGAGAAGUAGCCAUUAUAGAUAAAGUUCUAGACAAUCCAGAUUUGACAUCUAAAGACUUUCAAGAGUGGAAGGAGAUGUACCUUGAUCUCUUCUUGGAUAUCUGUCAGAAAAGCACCCCAAAUGACCCAUUAAAUGUUUCUUCUGAAGUAGAUGUACUUAUAUCCUCUCUAGUGCAUACCCAUUCAUACAUUGAAACGCAUGUGUAAGCGUCUUGUCUUCACGCCAUCUGCCACAGUCCUGUCCUUUGAACAAGUGCAUAAGGUAGUUUUUAUAUUCAUGUGUGGGAAACUUGGUAAAUUAUAUUUUAAUGUUGCUGAACUAUAUGAAGUAAACCUCAUGAUAUCACUGUCUUUAAUGAACAUUUGUAUAUUUUAUAUGCGACCAGUGCUCGGCUUGUGUUUACCUUGUGCAAAAUAAACCGUCUUUAAUAAUUUAAAAUUAAUUUUUGCAAAUAGCUGUGGAGACAGAAAGACCUCAAGUAGUAAAUCCUGAAGACAGUUUACUAUUGGACCUUUACUGUCCCUUUAAGUUAAUUUUAUAUGAAACAAAACUUUAGAACUGAAUCACAUUUUUCAGAUGCAGACAUCUUGUGGGAAAGAACAUAAAUCUUUUAUAUUUAUUAAAAUGUGCUAAGAAUUUUCUUAAACACUGCACAAAGUUUAAUGCUGUAGUUUUAUUUUUGUGAAAUGUAGGUUAGUACAAGAGAUAAGCAGAAUAGAAAAUCAUUGCUAUAAGAAAAGUUCAGGUAUAAGGAUAUCCAUGUCUUAAUAGCUAAAUAACUUUUGAAAGCUAGAAAAUGAAAAUGUUAUUGCAAAUCUACAGGAACACUAAAUGGUAUAUCAGGGGAAAGCUUUGUAAAUUUUUUUUUGUAAAAAAAGAAAACCAAAAUCAAAGAGAUAGCUGCUUUAUUUUUUCUUGGUUUAAAUCUUUCUUUAUUUUUCUAGUGAUGGGAUGUUGUGAGAGUGUAUAGGAAUUUAAGUAUCAAUUUUUUUUAACAGAUUUAACUCACCUAAUAAGGCAGCUACACAAGUAACACCAAUCUCAUAUUUUGGAACUAUAAUUUUAAAAAAAAUACCAAAUAUAAAUUCAACAAAUUAAUUUUACAGUUAGCUUACUUGUUUUCCUUAUUAAUGAAUUUAACUAAGUAAUUACAUUUAGAGACAAGGAAGCAAAAAUAACUGCUAAGUAAAAAUUUGGAUCAUUAAAAAUUUGGGAAAUGUCGAGGAAAAAAUUAAAAUGUACUCUGUGUGGGGCAAAAGGGUACUGUCUAUUAAGAAAUGUUCCAGUGAGUUAUAUGUAUGAGAAAAACAAUGGACAUUUUUCUUAUAUUCUUGAAAUGUUAUAUAAAAUGGAGUGUGUAUGUGGGAAAUUCCUCUUCAUAUAUUUAUAAUUAUUAGCUUGUUUUUGAACGUGAUCUCAGCAUGAUGAUGAUUGUGCUGCUUCUCAGUGUCUGGCUGCAUAGUUUAAAAGUCACAAUUUGAUAUUUUCAGAGGAGGGGUCAUCCCCUCCCCAUGACUGUCUAUCCUGAGACUUACUUUUAAUCAGCUUUAUUACUGUAGCCUGUUAAGCUCAGUGAAUGUACCUUAAUCUUGAAGAGCUCAGAUACUUUCCAGUGAUCAUCCUCGCUGUGGAAGAGGGAGUGAAAGCUACACAGGGGAGCCUUCUUUUGUUUGCUUUAAAAAAAAAAAAAUUACAUAUGAAUUGCUAUUGUUUUGCAGACUUUGCACAAUUGUACAGGGAAAGUGGCCUUUCUGCAGCCCAUUUUCAGUACUUCUAUAUGUAAUCAAAAUGGAUGAGGAAUCACAUUUAAUGUUCAUAUGAUAUAGGAUUUGAGGUCCAGUGUAUUAUUUUUGUCAUUUAAAAAAAAAUCUAUUUGUACAAAAUAAACAAAAUCAACAUUUACUUACUGCAUGAGUACUGACACUGACACAUUAAAUUUGUGGAUUUGUACAUUUAGUUUGUUUUUUUUUAAACACUUAUCUUGAAAUGAAGUGUGCUCUUCUAACAAGCAUCAAAAGGCCUGUUGUUGUUUAAUGGACCAAAAAUAUAUAAAUAUAUUCAUAAAAAUAUUUGACACCAAUGGAUGGGUAAUGCACAUAGGACAGGUGAUAUCAUAUGGCCACCAGGCAAUUAAAGAAAGGAUCUAAUGGUCUGUUGCUAUGUAACAGUUGUUCUGCCUAAACUUUACUUUGGUUAACAGUGUAAAAAAAAAAAUCUUUAUACAUUUAAAACAUUCAUGGAUAGCCUGGCAUGAAAAGUGUGCAUUUGAACCAUUCAUUGUGAUGCCUUCUUGAAUAGCAUUUCAAAUGCUAGCCUGACUGUAUUCAUUUCUGUAAACAUUUAUUAAGCACCUACUGUAGGUGUUGUAUUAACACAGGACCUGGAAGGUAAGAGAGAGCACUAUAGUGAGAAGUCAGAACAAAUGCAGCUUUCAAAGGAAUACUUAUAAAGCAUUUAAUUUAUUAAUAUAAAACUUUUAUGGAUUUCAUACCCCUGAAACUUAGUCAUUUAGUCAUCCUGCUAUAUUAAGUAGUUUGAAUGUUAUGCUGUGAGUGGCCAAGGCUGUUUGGUUUAAACAAACAUUCUCUCUGAGACCUUUAAAAACUGAAUUUCCCAGUUCAUUUUGAACAAAAUUAAACCUUCAUCUUACUGUGUAUUCUGAAAGGGAAAGAGAGAGAGAGAAAAAGAGAGAGAGAGAGAGAGAGAGAGAGAGAGAGAGAGAGAGAGAGAGAGAGAGAGAGAAAUCAAGAAACAUUGGGCAUAUCUCAAGAAUUUUCACUUACGGACGGAUACAGAAAAUACUUUAUUUACUCUUAGAUCCCCAUAUUAACUCUCUUCAUUACGAACCCUAAUUACUGUAGUGUUAGUGAUACUAAAAUUUGAUCCAAAAUCAUGCCAGAAAUUUAAAAACAACAACAAAACACUAUCCAAAGGCCAUGCCACAAAAGUUACUUUCCCAAAGAUUUUGUCUUUCAGUUCCGUAUUUUCAAGAGAUAUUAGAGUAUAAUCACAAUUAUAGCUAUGAUAUAGAAGAUCAUUUCUUCUUCUAACAAUUUUAUUCUGUUUAGUGAGUAUUUUCUUACUCACAAUUUACAAAAAUAAUAUCAUUCUAUUUUUGUUAACAUUUUCCAAUACUUGAAAAGCUUCACUUUUCAUUUUCUUUCUUUAGCUUUGGCAUAAAGAUGAUUUCCAUUUAAUACCUUGUAAAACUAAUUUUAAGUGACAGGUU
Messenger RNA from Sarcophilus harrisii (Tasmanian devil), 7012 nucleotides. RefSeq names its product connector enhancer of kinase suppressor of Ras 2 (gene CNKSR2). The record is from RefSeq and is a predicted model, not a curated record. Gene Ontology annotation, biological process: regulation of signal transduction. The transcript is spliced from 24 exons. Gene Ontology annotation, cellular component: cytoplasm; membrane. Gene Ontology annotation, molecular function: protein binding. Bases 744 to 3989 code for a protein of 1081 amino acids. Lineage: Eukaryota; Metazoa; Chordata; Mammalia; Dasyuromorphia; Dasyuridae.